UUUAACAUCAAUUAGAGGACAAAUAAUCUCCAUAUGGCCAAAUAAUGGGUUCAGGGAAACAUUUUAUCUCAGGAAUAAAAACCAAUGUUUUUUACAAUUCAGUCAGUAGAAAAAAUCCAGUGUGUGACAAUGGAAACCAAGACCUUCUUCUGGUACUUCAGACCCAUCGCUCUAAUCUGUAAAGUGUUGGGGAUAUUCCCCUUGCAAAACCUCAGGACGAGCAACCCUGCGGAGCUCCGGGCCCCCAUCCGAAGUUUCGCCCACUUGUACAGUUUCGCUAUUUUCGGGUUCAACAUUUACAUGAUUUGGUUCUUUAGUGGUUUCAUGUUUGCAAUUCAAAAUUCCUUCUAUUUGUUCAUUGUUGUCUACGUCAUGAUUUUCCGGUCAAUUUUCUGCUUCGUUUUUUGUGCCAGCCAUUCGAAGAAGUUGCCCAAAUUGAUCCUCCUCUUGGACCUUUUCGACCGGAAGAAGCGCCCCAUUUUAGUUGAUCAAUCGUCGUACUGUUUCCGCUCCUUGUUCACUUGGACGCUUCUCCCGGUCGUUGUGGGGGCUGUCGCAAUUGCCCUGUCUUUCUACGAGUCCGCGAACGUGGUCUUGGAGACUAUGCCCCCGGAGUUGAGCGUUUUGCACACGAACUUGUCGGCGGUUUUCUUCGGGAGUUUGGGGACCUGGCAGGUGGCGCCCCUCCUCCUCUACAUCUACUUCGCCUCGAGAAUCGCGUGCAAUUACCGGAUUUUGAACAAAACCAUCAAAAGACAAUUCCAUGGAAGUUUCUUGUCUGAAGUAAAAUACUCGGAUGAGUCUCGUGCAACUUUGGAAUAUCUCCGCCAAAUGCACAAUUUGCUCACCAAAGCCGUGGAGGAGAUGGGGAAAUGCUACGGGAAUUUCAUGGCAAUUGACCAAUUCUGUCUCAUUGUGAUGGUCAUUGCGAAUAUUUGUACUUUUAUCAACGAUAGGACACACGAAAUCCACUUGUUGGCCAUCACAGUUUUCAAUUUUUUGGUCGUGGUUUGGGUUCUUGUGAUUUCAAACGAAAUUAAGGAAGCGGGAAACAAAGUAAUCUACGUCUUGCGUGCCAUUGUUUUAUCACGCGUUGAUGACCCCACCCGAAUCGAGGUGAGUCAAUCGCUACAUACAACAUUUUUUCUACAAUUUUUCCAGAUUCAAACAUUUAUGAUGCAAAUUGCGGCCCAACCAGUCGAGGUUUCAGCAGCCGGUUAUUUCAUCAUCGAUAAACGUCAAAUCCCAUCGGUGUUGUCCUCAAUCGCCACAUACCUCGUCGUCUCGCUCCAAUUCAUCCAAGAGGGAGAAAGUGAGUUGGCAAUAAAAAAAAUAUUUUUGCAAACCAUCGUUUUCAGGACAAGGAAGCACCACAAACUGCACCUUUGUUUGACUCUAUUCUGCAUUAUCCUCUGUUACUAGAUUGAAAUUAUCAUCCAAAAGUACCCAAUAUGUGGUAACCGGCUUUUUUCGUCCUUUCACCUCAACUUUCCCUCGACAUUCGCACUUAUAUUUGAAGCUUUUGAUGAUUUCGGCCGUCGGCUUAAGCACUUGGAUGCAGUUUUCAAGCCCGGUGGUGUCCAUUCGAGAGGCCAUGUUCACCGGAUCACCCCAUAUGUCGUAGAAGGGUUUUUUCGAACCCACUACACCGGCGGCGAUGUAACCAUGAGAUAUUCCUAUCAAAUAAAU
Tribolium madens (black flour beetle) is the source of this 1689-nucleotide messenger RNA. RefSeq lists its product as uncharacterized. The transcript is spliced from 3 exons. Lineage: Eukaryota; Metazoa; Arthropoda; Insecta; Coleoptera; Tenebrionidae. Gene Ontology annotation, cellular component: membrane; axon; dendrite. Gene Ontology annotation, biological process: sensory perception of taste. The record is from RefSeq and is a predicted model, not a curated record. Bases 85 to 1422 code for a protein of 445 amino acids.